This is a messenger RNA of Micropterus dolomieu (smallmouth bass), 4431 nucleotides long. It is a transcript of the gene flot1a, whose product is annotated as flotillin 1a. Gene Ontology annotation, biological process: positive regulation of cell junction assembly; positive regulation of cell-cell adhesion mediated by cadherin; positive regulation of endocytosis. Gene Ontology annotation, cellular component: plasma membrane. The record is from RefSeq and is a predicted model, not a curated record. The transcript is spliced from 13 exons. Lineage: Eukaryota; Metazoa; Chordata; Actinopteri; Centrarchiformes; Centrarchidae. Bases 198 to 1472 code for a protein of 424 amino acids.
CAAUACAAGCCUGAGCUGCAGCCGUGUUGUCUUUACUGUCCGCAUCAUUCAGCUGGCAUUUUACGGGAAUAAUCUAGGAUACAGUUAAAGCAUUCAUUUUAACCCGAGACAGACCGCGACUUAUUUCACCAUUUGCACCCUGCUCUCCUUAAACCACAUCGUUUAUACUCUACCCGUUUAACGGAGGAUCAGCAAACAUGUUCUACACCUGUGGUCCCAACGAGGCUAUGGUGGUGUCAGGGUUUUGUCGUUCUCCUCCACUGAUGAUUGCUGGAGGCAGAGUGUUCGUCGUUCCCUGUAUUCAGCAGAUACAGAGGAUUUCCCUGAACACUCUGACUCUGAAUGUGAAGAGCGAUAAAGUCUACACCCGCCACGGGGUGCCCGUCUCUGUAACCGGGAUAGCCCAGAUGAAGAUCCAGGGUCAGAAUAAACAGAUGCUGGCUGCGGCCUGCCAAAUGUUCAUGGGGAAGUCAGAGGCUGAGAUUGCUCACAUCGCCUUGGAGACGCUGGAGGGACACCAGCGGGCCAUCAUCGCCCACCUGACUGUCGAGGAGAUCUACAAGGACCGAAAGAAGUUCUCAGAGCAGGUUUUUAAGGUGGCUUCCUCUGACCUGGUCAACAUGGGCAUCAGCGUGGUCAGCUACACGCUCAAAGAUGUCCACGACGAUCAGGAUUAUCUGCAUUCACUGGGGAAGGCUCGAACAGCCCAGGUACAGAAAGACGCUCGCAUUGGAGAAGCCAAGAACAAGAGAGAUGCUGUGAUCAGGGAAGCCCAUGCAAUGCAAGAGAAAGUCUCGGCUCAGUACAAGAAUGAGAUCGACAUGGCAAAGGCCCAGAGGGACUAUGAGCUGAAGAAGGCAGCCUACGACAUUGAGGUCAACACUAAGAAGGCUGAGUCAGAGAUGGCCUACCAGCUGCAGGUAGCGAAGACGAAGCAACGUAUUGAGGAGGAGAAGAUGCAGGUCCAGGUGGUUGAGCGAGCGCAGCAAAUCAUGCUGCAGGAGCAGGAGAUCACCCGCAGGGAGAAGGAGCUGGAGGCCAAGGUGAAGAAACCUGCAGACGCUGAGAGGUACCGCCUGGAGAAACUGGCUGAGGCUCAGCGUCUUAAGUUGAUCAUGGAGGCAGAGGCCGAAGCUGAGUCCAUCAGGAUUAAAGGUGAGGCUGAGGCGUUUGCAGUGGAGGCGAAGGGUCGCGCUGAGGCAGAGCAGAUGGCAAAGAAGGCAGAGGCUUUCGAGCAGUACAAGGAUGGAGCCAUGGUGGACAUGCUGCUGGAGAAACUGCCUCUGAUGGCAGAAGAGAUCAGCAAGCCUCUGUGUGAAGCCAACAAGGUUACCAUGGUGUCCAGUGGAGGCGGGGAGGUAGGCGCAGCCAAACUGUCAGGAGAGGUGCUGGAAAUCAUGACCCGCCUCCCUGAUAUGGUGGAAAAACUGACCGGAGUCAAUAUCUCCCAGGUGACCUCUCGUACCGGCUGAAGAGAAUCAACCAGUCUGGUUUCCAGGCAGAUCCACUCUCUGUCUUAUCAGCUGCCUGGACUCUCUGCAUGGGUCUGCUAACAGCAUCUUUCCUCUACUCCCAUUCCUGUCUUACAUCAUCUGUAUAGCUGUGUCUGCUCUGUCUGAGCUUAAGUCUUGUGCUACGGUUACAGUUAUUAUUUGUUUCUAGUCCAUAUGUCCAAAGAAUUCAAAUUACAAUACUUCCCAGAUAUUACCUUUUUAAAAUUUGAGUCUGUGACCUGUUUUUUAACCAGACUCUAAAAUGCAUUGAAACAAGCAACAUAUAUAACAGUAGCUUCUGUAUAUCCAUUACUUUUUAUAAUUAUCUUUUAUUACAAUAUAUACAAUUUCACCAAAACUUGUCUUAACAAAGUCGUAUGUCCUUUCCUAAUUUCUUCUCUUUUUGUGUUUGUGUCACACUAAUGAAAAAAGUGUUUGCUUGUCUGCUUUUGUCUGCGUCUCUCCCCACUUUGAAAGUCUACUCCUUAACUACCUGCCCACUGCCUUGCUACCAAACCUUAAGUGCAUCUUAACAUGGAAGUUUGAUACAAACAUACAGGUACAUAUAAAUUACAUAGUCUAAUACUAGACCAAAGCCUGUGGUUUUGGCUUUCACUCAUUUCUCAUCAUGUAUUUCUUACAGAAUUCAUAUUUCAUUUAUCAGGCGAGUAACCAUUUCCUUGAUACUUAAGUCUUUGAAAUUAUCAUGGAUGGUUGCAAUUUAACAGGUAAUCAAAACUGCAAUACCAUCUGUUAAUCUGUAUGGCAUUACUUUGUAUUAUGUUUGAAAUAUGUCAUUGUUUUCUUUGUGUGGUCUCCAUCAGCGGUGUCUACUAAUGUUUUCUUGUCUUGUCCUGCUGAACCAUUAUUAACAUUUUUAGGAUUUCAGGAUGAUAUAUUUGAGGACCCUUUGCUUAAGGCAUACCAGUGUAAUAUAAUAUCUAACAGCCACUUUUCUCUGUGACUUUAUGCAAACAAUAUUACCAAAUCGGCUUCAUGGUCACUAACCCAUCAACCCAUCUUUAGUUCUGUCUUCCCUGACUUGAGGUUCUAUAUUAUGAACUUCUGUAUUAAACAUGUUUGUUAUCUAAUUGAUAUUUUUAUAUCCAUCCAUCCAUUUUACAUUCAUCACUUACAACCCUUUCUAUCAAAUUUGACAAUUCAGGAGGUCCAUGGUAGAUUGAAAUUUCUAAUGGAUCGUUUUCAUCAUAAUGAUGAUCACAGGCGGCAGAACUGACAGGGAUUCGGUCUUUUCCUAAGGACACUUAAUCAAAACAGAUCAAGGCCAAAGCACGAGCUUGAACGAGGAUCUUCUUGUUCAAGCUCCCUUGGGACUUUUCCACCACGAAUCCCAGUAAAACAUACAUAGUAUUUGAUGUAUGCCUUAAGUAAAGUGGUGCCAUUUGUGUUGUUAUGGCCAGUCAUGUAGCAGCUCUCAUAAAGGUCUCGCUUGUGAAACUAAAGGUAAAUGUGGUGGAAAGUAUAAUUGUAGCUCUCUAUUGUAGCAGUGAUAAGAAAGCUGUAUUUAAAUGCUGAACUAUGUAUUAUUAUUAUUGUUUAUUUUUAAUGAGAGCCUGAUGUGAAGAUAUAUGGAUGAGAUGCUGAUAUGUGUUGUCAGAUUGUACUUCAGGGAAAGGGAUGUUAAAGAUUUGAUAUUUGAAGAUAAUACCAAACAAUGCUACUGAAAAUCUCUUCCGCUGUAUAUCAGUCAUUUCUCAUAUUGGAGAUUAAAUGCAUGUUGUCCCAGAAUGAAAUGCUAGUGAAGGUUUAGGAGCUGGAGCUGAAUCUUUAGUUCCUAAAAAGUAUUCCAACUUGCCUUAGACCCUGUCCCUAUCACACUGUCACCCUCUACCUCACCACAACCUCUGGGGGCUGGGUAUUAAAACAUGUCGGCACUGUAGCUUUUCUGUAUCAACAUACAUUUUAAGGCAUCAAACCGUACUUCAACAUUUAAUAAUCUUAUCACUACACUAAAAGCAUGCAAUUUAAGUGUUAUUUGUUUUUCCCUCCAUGACACUGAGCUUAAAUGCCUCACUUCUGUUACUGUGUUAUCGGCACUGCUGAUGAAAGUACAGCCAAAUGUACUGAAAUUGCUUUCUGAAGGUACAUUUUAUUCAUUUGAAGACGAGUACUUAUACUACUAUUAUGCAUGCAUUGAUACCUGACACAAUUUAACUGUAAUCUUGCAAGUGCAUAUGUUUUCAGUCAGGAUGCUGUACGCUACUUUACUGUGUGAUUACCAAAGUAGGAAGAGAUCAUCUGUUGGUUAGUAGAAAUGGAAAGUGUUAUUUGUUCUUCUUUAGUGGAAUGUUUUAAGUGUACUGAUACUCUGAAGUGGCGCUAUAUAUGGAUAUAGAUGCAUUUAUACAAUAUAUAUAUUUGAUACAGUAGCACUGUUUACUUCACAAGUCACUAUUAACAACUCUACUAACUCAUAACUAACAGCAACCCCAGUGUUUCAUUAUAAAUGUAUUUAGACUAAAGUCAGUUUAGUAGAGUUUUCUGUGUUAUUUCAACUCAUGCUGUAGUUUGCUGGUGAAGUUCUACCAAAAUUGAAGGUACCAGUUUGUUGCUUUUUAAUUACUGUGUGAGCACUUCAGGAAAUUUGUGUUUUUAUGAAAAUGUUAUUAUACAAUCAUAUACACAAUAAAAUUGUGCUAAAUUGCAAAAGGGAAACCACUUAUGUCUUUUACUGUUUCUGAAAAAAGAGUAGUCAUAUCCUAUAUUCUACUGCUGUAUCUCUUAAGUAUUACUUCGCCCCAGUAUUAUAUCUGUUUAAAUCUUAAGUAUGCAUGUUUUGGCUUUGUAUUUUUGUUCCAGUUUUUAUUUUUAAUUUUCAUCAAUGGGCAAGUUGUGUUGCUUUUGAAUUGUAACUGCGUAAGGUCUUUGGGCACUACAUGAAGGUAGCCUACUAAUAAAGUUUUUUUCUAAACAUGUA